UUGCUUCGUGAAGUGCAGGGUCAAACGCGCGGUGUGAAGCACGACGAGAAUCACCGGCAUGGCGUGAUCAGUCUUGGAGAUUGAAUUGAACGGGAACAUGACAUCCACACUGUGCAUCUUUGAGCCCUACUUGGGUCCCCCCCUUCCCGCCGCUUCGGUCCCGUUGCGCGGACCGACGUUCGGCCUUUCGCGCAUCAGCAAUAGAAGAGCAGGACUUGGCACUUCCGAAGCAUGGCAAGCCAUCCGCGCUCUUUCCCGCUCGCAUUCGCGCCGCUGGGAUGGAUUGCUGCAAGAUGAUGGAUGGAGAGCCGCUGGCGGUAUGACGUGCGCAGCAUACCACCACCCCAGUACCGAGUCUUGCGCGCGCCUGCCUCUACGACUUUUGAGUGCAACGUUGCCACUUUUCGGGGAAGGCAGUCUUGCGCGUACUGCCUCGAAGCCUCGUGCUUUUCAGAACGAUGGUCAAAUAGAACGAGCCUUCUUCGAAGAGAUGCAGCCCUCCCGAAUCGUAUUCAUUCUUGAGCUGCUUGCUUCAUGCACUCGAAAGUGAAACUCGAACGGCAGGCUCCGUCAAGGCUUUCAAAGAAGAGGGACCUUUCAACCAAGGUUCUAUGCUCAAAUUCCGCACAGAGCUUCUUCAACAAGUGCCUCAAGGCU
This is a messenger RNA of Ceraceosorus guamensis, 657 nucleotides long. RefSeq lists its product as hypothetical. Lineage: Eukaryota; Fungi; Basidiomycota; Exobasidiomycetes; Ceraceosorales; Ceraceosoraceae. The record is from RefSeq and is a predicted model, not a curated record. The transcript has a single exon. The coding region runs from base 98 to 550 and encodes 150 amino acids.